AUGAUGAAAUUUGAAAACUGGUCCCGUGGUGACUACCUGAUCUCUACAGAUCCAGCCUUGCUGCAGGUUGAUGCUACCAAUGCAGCUCUCGGAUCGGACAUGGUGUGGUGGGCUGGUGACCUGCCAGUUGAUGCCCUUAAACGGGCGCUGGAUGGCUCGCUUUGCUUUGGUCUGUACCAGAAAGCGCCCGGUGACUCUGACACAAACGAGUCCUGUGCAACUACAUUGCAGAUUCCUCAAAACUAUUGCACUCCUCUGAAGCAGAUAGGGCUCGUUCGUGUUAUAACCGAUGGUGUCACGUUCGCAUAUCUGACGGAUGUGUAUAUUUUGGAGGGACAACAGGGGACGGGCCUCGGCCGCUGGCUACUGGAAAUCAUGAAUAAGAAAUUGCAAGCGUGGCCACAUCUUCGACGAGCCAUGCUCUUGACUACGAACAAGAUGCCUCUAUUCGCAAAUUCUCUUGGCAUGAAGGAUUAUAGAGAGCUAGAUGGGAUGAAAGGGGUCUCUAUUGCUAUGGUGGAAGGUCCAGGUGCUCAACACUGA
This is a messenger RNA of Aspergillus tubingensis, 543 nucleotides long. RefSeq names its product gnat family n- protein. Lineage: Eukaryota; Fungi; Ascomycota; Eurotiomycetes; Eurotiales; Aspergillaceae. The coding region runs from base 1 to 543 and encodes 180 amino acids. The transcript has 2 exons. The record is from RefSeq and is a predicted model, not a curated record.